AUGGCUUCUCCAGCCUUGAGCGAUGGCUCCUAUGAGCCAGAGGUCGACCCAGAAGGCUCCAGCUUCUCUGAUGACGUGCUCGGCUCUGCGAGCGAGAUCAAACCGAAGCAAAAGCGGGUGGCUGCUGGCAAGAAGCCAACAGCAGCAAAAGCACCCGCUCUGCCAAAAUUGCUGAAGGCAUUCGACAAUGAGCAACUGAUACAGCUCAUUUUGAAGAUGGUUGCUGAGAAGCCAGAGCUGCAGGCCCGAGUGCUGGAGAACCUUCCAAAGCCAGACCUUGCCAAGAAGCUUAAAAGGCUAGACCAACUGGAGAGGAAUAUCUGGAGAGCCAUGCCAAACACCCGCUUUGGCUCUGGGCGCGAUGCGUUCUGCUAUCGGCGGUGCUCUGUCCAUGUAGGAGCACUGAAGAAAGCCAUCCUUGAGGAGGGAAAGAACCUGGUCACCUCCGCCGCCUGGCCCACUGUUUUGGAGUACGUUCUUAGUGCUGCGCAGAAUGCAGCGAGCGCACCGACCUGGGACGACUCCUCCAAGAACAACCAGAAGUCGCUGACGUUCAAGGCGCUCGAUGGCUACAUGAAGCAGGCAGCCACCAAGGGCAAGGCAGUGCUUGACCAGGAGGCGUGCACGGAAGCGAUUGAGAAGCUGAAAGGCUACGGGGAGCACUUCAAUGGAAGCAUCGAAGCCCUUGCCAAGCUGGCCUGAUCUUCUAUGAUCCACCCGUCCUCUUUGUGUACAUCUGGUUCGUAAAUGUUAGGCAAGGGCACUCUUUUGAUCGAGCAUGAGUACGCGACGAAGUGCUUGGUAGAGUUAUGCUGUUUCUGGGGUAGCUUUUUGCUAGAAGUUCAAGGUUGUGUGUAGCUAGUUGAAUACACUUGCAGGUCCAGCACAAGAUGAUUGGUACUACAGUUCCCGGCUCCUGAAACCGGGACUGCCAGGACUGCAUGCAAACCUGGUACCUUACAAAUCAGAGUAUACUGCAUGUUUGCGAAGCAAGGGUAAGCAUCCUCAAUUCGUAAGUUGGUGUUUCUCGACCUGUUAUUUUAGGACUCCACGACCUGGACGUGGUCGACGAUGCUCUUGAUUGUUGGACUGUCUUCGUAAUGGCUGGUUUUGCAAAA
Messenger RNA from Klebsormidium nitens, 1118 nucleotides. Lineage: Eukaryota; Viridiplantae; Streptophyta; Klebsormidiophyceae; Klebsormidiales; Klebsormidiaceae. The record is from the annotation of a GenBank genome assembly.